AUGAAGCUCGUGAGAUUCUUGAUGAAGUGCGCCAGCGAGACGGUGACGAUUGAGCUCAAGAAUGGCACCAUUGUCCACGGCACCAUUGCGUCCGUCUCCCCCCAGAUGAACACGUCUCUCCGCAACGUCAAGAUGACGGCCAAGGGUCAGAGCCCCAUCUCUCUCGACUCGAUGAACAUUCGCGGCUCGACCAUCCGAUACUUUAUCCUCCCCGACUCGCUCCCCCUCGACACGCUACUGAUCGACGACGCCCCCAAGCCCAAGAACAAGGCCCGCAAGGAGGCCGAUCGGGGAGGACGUGGGCGCGGCAGAGGAGGCGGCAGAGGUCGCGGUCGCGGGCGUGGUCGUGGACGAGGCUAG
This is a messenger RNA of Hirsutella rhossiliensis, 360 nucleotides long. Its product is annotated as LSM domain-containing protein. Gene Ontology annotation, cellular component: SMN-Sm protein complex; pICln-Sm protein complex; catalytic step 2 spliceosome. Bases 1 to 360 code for a protein of 119 amino acids. NCBI's taxonomy places the organism in Eukaryota, Fungi, Ascomycota, Sordariomycetes, Hypocreales, Ophiocordycipitaceae. The transcript is spliced from 3 exons. The record is from RefSeq and is a predicted model, not a curated record. Gene Ontology annotation, molecular function: RNA binding. Gene Ontology annotation, biological process: spliceosomal snRNP assembly; RNA processing.